Cajanus cajan (pigeon pea) is the source of this 2688-nucleotide messenger RNA. NCBI's taxonomy places the organism in Eukaryota, Viridiplantae, Streptophyta, Magnoliopsida, Fabales, Fabaceae. The record is from RefSeq and is a predicted model, not a curated record.
AAGAUACGAUGGCAUGGCGUAGGUGACGAAUGCAAGGUCGUCCUCUCCCCAUGGCUUAUUGCGCAACCGAUGUGUCUAUAUAGCUUCCACGCACGCACUCCUCAAAUUGCACUAAACUAAUUACACCUUUUUCCCUUAGUCUCCAAUCUCCAUCACUAUGCCAACAACAUCCUCCUCAAUCGCCGCCACCAGAGCGGAGGAGUGGCGAACUCGAAUAGGCUCCGCCCUACGAACCACCGUGGCAUGCACCGUAGUAGGCCUCACCUCCCUCUACGGCCCGGCGCCUCUCCGCCGCUACCUGGAGUUCCCAUCCUUCACCUACGCCACAACGCUCCUCAUAGUGUCCGACGCAACGCUCGCCCAAACCCUAAGGGGAUGCUGGCGCGUGCUGUGUUCCAACGUCCAGGUCAUGAUCCUGUCCCUGCUGAGCCUGCACCUGAUAGGGCCGAGCAACUUCACGAACGCGGUGGCGGCGCUGGCCAUGGCGGCCUCGGUGUUCGUGGUUGCGCUCCCGGAGCGGAGCCACUUGGUGACUAAGCAGCUUGCGUUUGGACAGCUGGUGAAUGUGUUCGUUAGCACCGCCGUGGAUGGCGGAAAAACAGGCGUGGCCGUGCACGCGAUUCACGUGGUGUGCUCCACCGCCUUUGGAGCUCUCGCUUCUCUCGCUUCUUUUGUCGCCACGCCCUUUCCCUAUCCUCGACUUGCCUACUAUCAGACAAAGAAGUUAUACCGAUUAUACGCUGAGAAUACUUGUGAGAGGUUCAAUUGCAUCAUAGAGGCCAUCUCUGCCUCAGACAACUCAACUGCUACAGGUUUCUUCACUCAAGCAAAGUCCCUUUCCACAACAGGAGCCAAGCUUCUCCAAAGUAUUAGAACCAAACUGGAUGGCAUGCAUUGGGAACGGCCACAAACAAAAAUUUUCAACCCCCAUUGGAUUGACCCAGAAGAAAAACUGCAAGACUUGGAGCUACCAAUAAGAGCUAUGGGCAUUGCUUUAUCAACUUUUACUUCUUUUCCUGUUGGGGUCAUUGAUGAGGAGCUCAGAGGUGUCUUGCUGAAUUGCAGAGGACAAUUCAGCAAAAAAUUAGGUCAGCAAGCCAAGUGCUUUGCACCUUUUGAUACAACCAUAAAUUCAGAGAUAAAAAAAGACAUUUUGACCAAAAACCUGUCGGUAGCCUAUAAAGAUCUACCAACCUCGUUCUUUUUAUACUGUGUCCAUCUUCUCCUAGAUGACUCACCCAUUGCAAAGAAAAAUGACCAUUUGCUGGGGAAAACUCAGAAAAGUGGUGAUCCGAAUUGGAGCACCAGAGAGGUUGUGAUGAACUUGAUUCCCAGCAACCACAACUUGGCUUUUGCAUUCAAGUCCUCUCUUUCGCUAGGCCUCGCUGUGUUUUUCGGUUUGACAUAUAACAAGGAAAAUGGAUACUGGGCGGGACUCUUAAUCUCCCUAUGUUUCGUGACUGGACGCCAUCCAACAUUCUCACUAGCAAAUGCACGAGGGCAAGGAACAGCAAUGGGAUCGAUCUACGGGAUCCUUUGUUGUUUCAUUUUCCAAAAAAAUUUGCGUUUCAGUUUCUUAGCUCUUUUACCAUGGGUCUUUUUUUCUUCUUUUCUCAAGUAUAGUAGAAUGUAUGGUCAAGCUGGUGGGAUUUCAGCAGCUACAGGGGCCUUAUUGGUCAUUGGUAUGAAGCACAAUGAACCUCCAAUUCAAUUUGCACUUGCUAGAAUGGUCGAGGCCACAAUUGGACUCCUUUGCUUCGUUAUUGUAGAGAUUGUUUUUAAUCCUUGCAGAGCUGCAACUCUUGCAAAAUUUGAACUUUCUCAAUGCUUGAAAUCACUUCAAGAUUGCAUUGAGCAGAUUGACAUUAGUACUCCAACCAAGAAAGAGAUGUCAUUUUCAAGCUGUCCAGCAUUGAGAGAAUGCCAGAAAAAGCUGAAAUCUCUAGCGGAUCAAUUAGAAGAGUUCACAGCAGAGGCUGAAUUGGAACCAAAUUUCUUGUUCGUUCCAUUCCAUAAUGAAUGCUACAAAAAGAUGCUGGAAUCACUAUCAAAGAUGGCAGAUCUCUUAAUUUUUGUGGCAUACUCAAUGGAAAAUGUCAUGCUACUGUCACAGAAAAAUGGAGCAUUUUGGAAGGAUCUCCAUGAUCAAGUAAAUGAGAAUGUGAGGACUUUUAAUAACAAAAUUAGCCCCACAUUGAAAUGCCUUGAAGAGAUAACAAGGAUAAAAUCUCCUAGGAAGCUUGAAAAUGACAACCUUCCUUGUGAUGUUGAGACACAAGAAUAUCCAAAUACAAAUGCAUUUGGGGACUGGAGUGGAGAAGAAGAGGUCAAUAGCAUUACAAGCUCUUUUAUCAAACAUCUGGAGGAGAUGGCUACCAAAACUCACACCAACAUAGAUGAGGAGAUGCUUAAAGGUCAAAUGGUUUUCCAUUACAGUUGCUUAGGUUUCUGUACUAGUAACUUGAUGAGAGAAACAAUGAAGAUUCAGAGUGAAGUAAAAGAACUACUUAAGUGGGAGAAUUCAAGUCAAACAAACUUCGACAAAUUUUUUUGUUAACAUCAAGCUCGGUGUUCACAGUAAAUCUAGCACCCUUUGAAUUAACCAAUAACAAGUAUAUGGCAUCUCUAUAAAUAUUCAACUAAAGAAAGAAGAUUCAACUCCAACUGGUGAUUGAAGCACUAAAAAAG